This is a messenger RNA of Vespa mandarinia (Asian giant hornet), 1478 nucleotides long. RefSeq names its product oligosaccharide transferase gamma subunit (gene Ostgamma). Lineage: Eukaryota; Metazoa; Arthropoda; Insecta; Hymenoptera; Vespidae. Gene Ontology annotation, cellular component: oligosaccharyltransferase complex. The record is from RefSeq and is a predicted model, not a curated record.
AAGGAUACGUUAUAUUCUCGUUUAAUAUUGUAAUAAUGUAAUAAAUUUUUGUUGUACAGAAAUUGUAGAUAUCAAGUGCCACGUAGUAAUGUUCAGACCAAUCGGCAUUUGCAGCAUGUUAUAUGUACAGUUAUUCCAUUAGCGUACUCCGAUAGAGAUAGCUGUUACUGCUUUUUCUGAUAGAUUAUCUUGCCAAAAUCUAUUAAAAUGAAGUCGAAAUAUUAUAUUACAUUCCUGGGGAUUGUGCUCAUAAGUUUAUCUUAUGUUAACUGUCAAUAUAGAACGAAAAAUAGUCAAAGUUCCUCCUUAGCCGAACGUGUACAACAAUUAACAGAAAUGGCCAUUAGGAGACCAGUAAUUAAAUUUAACGGAGCAAAAUUUAAGGAGUUUGUUAAAAAUACUCCAAGAAAUUAUUCUGUUAUAGUAAUGUUCACUGCUAUGGCACCGCAAAGGCAGUGUCAAAUUUGCAGACAUGCAAAUGACGAAUUCACAAUAGUUGCAAAUUCAUUCCGAUAUUCUCAGUCUUAUUCGAAUAAGUUGUUUUUUGCAUCUGUAGAUUUCGAUGAAGGAUCAGACGUUUUUCAAAUGAUGAGAUUGAAUACUGCUCCGGUAUAUAUACAUUUUCCAGCAAAAGGUAAACCAAAACCAGCUGAUACAAUGGAUAUACAAAGAGUUGGUUUUGCCGCAGAAGCAAUAGCAAAGUGGAUAUCAGAACGUACCGAUAUUCAGAUAAACAUAUUCAGGCCACCAAACUACUCUGGCACAGUAACUUUGAUAAUGUUUUCAGUUCUGAUUGGAGUAUUCCUAUAUGUUAGACGUAAUAAUUUAGAUUUAAUUUAUAAUAAAACAAUUUGGGCUCUUGGUGCAUUAUUUUUCACUCUUACAAUGAUAUCGGGACAAAUGUGGAAUCAUAUCAGAGGACCUCCAUUUAUCCACAAAUCAGCUAAUGGAAAUAUGGCAUAUAUCCAUGGAUCAUCUCAAGGUCAAUUUGUAUUAGAAACUUAUAUUGUUAUGGUUUUAAAUGGAGCAGUGGUAUUAGGAAUGAUUCUAAUGACCGAAGCUGCUACAAGGAAAGGUGAUGUUAAAAAACGAAGAAUAUUUGCUGUGAUAGGCUUUGGAUUAGUUGCUAUUUUCUUUAGUUUACUUUUAUCCAUAUUCAAGAACAAGGCUCAAGGGUAUCCAUACAGGUUGCUGUUUAAAUGAACAGAUAUUUUACAGAAAAAUAAGAGUUUGAUAUAAAAAAUUACUGGAAAUUUAAAACUGCCUUUAAACUGAAAUUUAUCUGCUUAAAUUAUAUCAUUUAUGAGUUCUUCCAAAUCUAUACAGGUAAAGUAAAAAGAGAAAAAACAAACCAUUAUGAACGAUUGAGGCAGAAGUUGAAUCAACAAUAAAAAAGAAUUUAUGUAAAUAACACAUGUAAGGAUACUAAUUGUAUUCAAAAGAUAAGUGUAAUUAAAACUUUUUGGUUUUUAUUUUGA